This is a messenger RNA of Microtus ochrogaster (prairie vole), 2153 nucleotides long. It is a transcript of the gene Podn, whose product is annotated as podocan. The coding region runs from base 10 to 1854 and encodes 614 amino acids. Lineage: Eukaryota; Metazoa; Chordata; Mammalia; Rodentia; Cricetidae. Gene Ontology annotation, molecular function: protein binding. The record is from RefSeq and is a predicted model, not a curated record. The transcript is spliced from 10 exons.
GCAGGCACCAUGGCCAGCAGCAGGGGCCUACCACUCCUGCUGCUGUUGCCCCAGCUGCUCCUGGGCCCUGCCCUGGCUGUGAAGGCUCCUGUGUUUGGCCCAAGUGACCUCCACAGCCUGAGCCCUGAGGAGAAUGAAUUUGUGGAGGAAGGACAGCCUGUGCUAGUCCUGAGCACCGAGGAGCUGGAGCCGGGUCCAGCCACCAUCGACUGUCCCUGCGACUGUGCCUGCUCCCAGGAAGGUGUUGUAGACUGCGGUGGUAUCGACCUGCGUGAGUUUCCAGGUGACCUGCCUGAGCACACCAACCAUCUGUCCUUGCAGAACAACCAGCUGGAGAAGAUCUACCCUGAGGAGCUGGCUAGGCUGCAGCGGCUGGAGACACUCAACCUUCAGAACAACCGCCUGACUUCCCGAGGGCUCCCAGAGGAAGCAUUUGAGCGUCUGACGAGUCUCAAUUACCUGUACCUGGCCAACAACAAGCUCACCUUGGCACCCCGAUUCCUGCCAAACGCCCUGAUCAGUGUGGACUUUGCUGCCAAUUAUCUCACUAAGAUCUAUGGACUCACCUUUGGCCAAAAGCCAAAUCUGAGGUCUGUGUACCUGCACAAUAACAAGCUAGCAGAUGCCGGGCUGCCGGACAACAUGUUCAACGGCUCCAGCAACGUCGAGAUCCUCAUCCUGUCCAGCAACUUCCUGCGCCACGUGCCCAAGCACCUGCCACCUGCCCUGUACAAGUUGCAUCUCAAGAACAAUAAGCUAGAGAAGAUCCCCCCUGGGGCCUUCAGUGAGCUGAGCAACCUCCGGGAGCUGUACCUGCAAAACAACUACCUGACCGAUGAAGGCCUGGACAAUGAGACCUUCUGGAAGCUCUCGAGCCUGGAGUACCUGGACCUGUCCAGCAACAACCUGUCACGGGUCCCAGCGGGCCUUCCCCGCAGCCUGGUCCUGCUGCACCUGGAGAAGAACGCCAUCCAGAGCGUCGACGCUGACGUGCUGACACCCAUCCGCAGCCUUGAGUACCUGCUGCUGCACAGCAACCAGCUGCGAGCCGAGGGCAUCCACCCGCUGGCCUUCCAGGGCCUCAAGCGGCUGCACACGGUGCACCUGUACAAUAACGCGCUGGAGCGGGUGCCCAGUGGCCUGCCCCGCCGAGUUCGCACCCUCAUGAUCCUGCACAACCAGAUCACGGGCAUCGGCCGCGAGGACUUCGCCACCACCUACUUCCUGGAAGAGCUCAACCUCAGCUACAACCGCAUCACCAGCCCACAGAUGCACCGGGAUGCCUUCCGCAAGCUGCGCCUGCUGCGCUCCCUUGACCUGUCUGGCAAUCGCCUGCAAACCCUGCCUCCGGGCCUGCCUAGAAAUGUACACGUGCUGAAGGUCAAGAGGAAUGAGUUGGCUGCCCUGGCACGCGGGGCGCUAGCUGGCAUGGCCCAGUUACGGGAACUCUACCUCACAGGCAAUCGACUGCGGAGCCGGGCCCUGGGACCCCGGGCCUGGGUGGACCUUGCUGGUCUGCAGCUGCUGGAUAUCGCUGGGAACCAGCUGACAGAGAUCCCCCAGGGGCUGCCCCCGUCCCUUGAGUACCUGUACCUGCAGAAUAACAAGAUCAGUUCCGUUCCUGCCAAUGCCUUUGACUCGACCCCCAACCUCAAGGGGAUCUUUCUCAGGUUCAACAAGCUGGCUGUGGGCUCCGUGGUGGAAAGCGCCUUCCGGAGGCUGAAACACCUGCAGGUCUUGGACAUUGAGGGCAACUUUGAGUUUGGUGACGUUUCCAAGGACCGGGGCCACAUAGAUGAGGAAGAAGAAGAAGAGGAGGAGGAAGAGGAGGAGGAAGAGGAGACAGGAUCGUAACGGAGUGACAUAGAUCUGACCCAGGACAAUGGACCACUGGACUCCUUCUGCAGCCCAGGCCUGUGCCCCACGAGCGUCCCCUUCUGACACACCCAACGCUGAGCCCAAGGGGCAUCCGAAUGCCACAGGCUGAACACAGUCUCCUGUCCCACCCCUUCCUGUAAUAUGCCACACAAUCAGACACGAGCAGAUACCACACCCCCAGCCUGGCCACACAGACACACAGAUAGCCAGCUGCACAUGACCCUCCAGACUGGCUGUCUUCACAGUCCCACACCAACACACACACACGUACACAC